Pristis pectinata (smalltooth sawfish) is the source of this 8664-nucleotide messenger RNA. RefSeq names its product gamma-aminobutyric acid receptor subunit alpha-3-like. The transcript has 10 exons. Gene Ontology annotation, biological process: nervous system process; synaptic transmission, GABAergic; monoatomic ion transmembrane transport. The record is from RefSeq and is a predicted model, not a curated record. Gene Ontology annotation, cellular component: neuron projection; postsynapse; synapse. Bases 125 to 1522 code for a protein of 465 amino acids. Gene Ontology annotation, molecular function: GABA-A receptor activity; benzodiazepine receptor activity; transmitter-gated monoatomic ion channel activity involved in regulation of postsynaptic membrane potential. NCBI's taxonomy places the organism in Eukaryota, Metazoa, Chordata, Chondrichthyes, Rhinopristiformes, Pristidae.
CCCAGACACAUUGUGGGAUAUUAGUGAGACACUGCACCAGCAGGAGGAUUUGUAUUUUUUAGAAAUAUUCCGGCACUGAUCUUCCUCCACUGGAGUCUGCUGAUACUGAGAACAAACUCCGGAGAUGGCCGAACAAAUUCUGGGUUUCCUUGUACUUUAUAGCACCCUCCUGAUAGUUCUGCUCUCCAAGACCUGCCUGACCGUACACGGAUUUUCAAAGAAGCACGCCCGACCAGCUCCGACAGACGGGAAGGACAACAUCACCAUCUUCACCAGGAUCCUCGAUCGACUGUUGGAUGGGUAUGACAACAGGCUACGACCUGGCCUUGGAGAAAGUGUCACGGAAGUGAAAACGGACAUCUACGUGACAAGCUUUGGUCCAGUGUCUGACACAGACAUGGAGUACACUGUCGAUGUGUUUUUCCGACAAAGCUGGAGAGAUGAACGGCUCAAAUUUAAAGGACCAAUGCGCAUAUUGCCACUGAACAACCUCCUGGCCAGCAAGAUUUGGACUCCAGACACCUUCUUUCAUAAUGGGAAGAAGUCAGUGGCACAUAACAUGACCACUCCAAACAAGCUGCUGAGGCUGGUGGACAAUGGUACCUUGCUCUACACCAUGAGACUGACGAUAAAUGCAGAAUGUCCGAUGCACCUGGAGGACUUCCCCAUGGACGCACAUGCCUGCCCUUUGAAAUUUGGCAGCUACGCCUACACCAACUCAGAGGUGAUGUAUGUGUGGACGCACGGACAGGGCAACUCGGUAGUGGUGGCCGAGGACGGAUCCCGAUUGAAUCAGUACGAUCUGUUGGGGCAGACAGUGGGGACAGAGAUCAUCCGGUCAAACACAGGUGAAUACAUCGUCAUGACCACCCACUUCCACCUAAAGAGGAAGAUUGGUUAUUUUGUGAUUCAAACCUACCUGCCCUGCAUCAUGACUGUGAUACUCUCACAGGUCUCCUUCUGGCUGAACAGGGAGUCAGUCCCUGCACGUACCGUCUUUGGGGUCACCACAGUACUCACGAUGACCACGCUGAGCAUCAGCGCCAGAAACUCCUUACCCAAGGUUGCUUACGCGACUGCCAUGGACUGGUUCAUUGCUGUGUGCUACGCUUUUGUGUUCUCAGCACUGAUCGAGUUUGCUACUGUGAAUUACUUCACCAAGAGGAGCUGGCCUUGGGAUGGAAGGAAAGCCAUGGAAGCUCAGGAGUUGAAGAAGAGAGAGCCGGUAACUCUGGCCAAGAAAACCAACAACACGUACAAUAUCGUGGGGACAACUUACACCCUGAACAUCACCAAGGAUCCUGGGUUGGCCACCAUAGCAAAGAGUGCAGGGGCUCACGCCAAGCUGGGCAAGGUCGAGGAGAAGAUACUUGAGAGCAAGAAAACGUACAACAGCGUCAGCAAGGUUGACAAAAUGUCCCGGAUCAUCUUCCCUGUUCUCUUUGUAAUUUUCAACUUGGUUUAUUGGGCCACAUACGUCAACAGAGAGCCAAUAAUUAAAGGCAUGAUUCCCCAGAAAUAGACUCCACUCUCAGCUUGUUCUCAGGUGGUUUCUUUUUAAGUGUUUUCUAAAGAAAGCAGUGUGAUGUGUUUGAAAGAACGUGCCUGUUCAUUGUUUGACUUAAUGAAGUUGUAUUUAACUGUUUGCAUGCCACAUAAUUGGAGGUGUGUUCAUACGAGGCCGGGUACCUUGAUAAUUGGGAGGUUGUAUCUGCCACUUGUGUUUGCGUCUUCACUGGCUGAGGACAUCUCUCUCAGACUCACUCUCACAUUUGGUGCUGAUGGUAUCUGCCUCACGGUCCCACAGUCCCUCCCUCAUUCUUGCUUCUGCAAUCACCGACAGCAUCUCUCCCAGACUUGGUUCAUACACGAUCCCUCCGUCUGGCAUUGUUUGUGUCUCCUCCUUAUUUUCCACUGCACUUGAGAGUUCCCAUUCUCAUUACUGAAGGCACCUCCCUUGUGUAAGCAUUCACGCUCAAUGAUCUCACCCUCUCUGACCAUCUCCUUCCCAUUUGCUGAAAGUAUCUCCCUCACGGUCACUGACUGGUUCUGCCUCGCACUCACAGUGUCCAAAAACAUAGAGUCAUAAGCACGGAAGCAGGUCCUUCAGCUCACCCAGUCCUCACUGACCAUCAACCACUCAUUUACACUAAACCAACACCAAUCCCAUUUUCUUCUCCCCACAUUCCCAUCAACUCCCCCCAGAUCCUACCACACACCUAAACACCAGUGGUACCGUAAUCAAUUAACCCACCAAUCCACACACAUUUGGGAUGCAAGAGGAAACCGGAGCAGCCAGAGGAAACCCGUGCGGUCCCGGGGGGACUGUCUAAACUCCACACAGAGAACGCCCCAGGUCAGUAUGGAACCUGGGUCAAUGGAUCUUUGAGGCAGCGGCUCUACUAGCAGUGCCACUGUGCUGUCCUAAUGUAGACCAUGCAGCCCUUCAAGUAGUACCAGUAAUAAAUAAGAUCAUGGCAGUUCAUACAACAGUACAUCCCCUUCCUCUGAUUCUAAAAACCUAUCAGUCUCAAUGUGUAUAUACUCCAUAGCUGAGCAUCUGUACCCUCUGAGCUGGAGAAUUCCAAAACCUUACAUAAAGAAAUGUUGAUGCAUUUCAUUCCCAAAUAGCCAAACACUUAUCCUGAGACAUUGCUUACUACUGCCAGACAUUUUGACCUCCUGCAUUCUCCAAAUAAGCUCAAUGCAAGCAUCUGACACGGCUCCUUACUCUCUACAGCACUCAACAUUCAAUUCAAUAGUUGAAGAUGAUCUGUCACUCUUGUGUUUCUCACUUCCAGCACUCAGGUUUCAUCUGUCAUGUUUACACCUUCCCCACUCUCCCUCAGCCACCAGCAGCCAGCACUUGUGUUACUCACUGUCUUCUGGUCUCCACCCCUGUCGCAGACCUCUUUUUUUCAUUCUUCCUGCCCCUCCUCCCUUUCCCUGCAAUAUCUAGCUUUUCCCAGUUCUAAUAACAGGUUAUUGACCUGAAACAUUGACUCUGUCUCUCUCCUCUGAGGCUCUCUGACCCACUGAGCAUCUCAGUUUUUGUUUUUUUUUUCGAUUUUGGAUUCCCAGCAUCUCUAACAUUUUGCUUUCAGGAGCAUUUUCUUGUCAUUGUCUAAAAAUUAUUAUUUUUCACUGAACUUCACAGCAAAAUGCAUAACCUCUCAUUUUCCCACCAUACUCUUUCACUCUCUUGCGUAACCUGCCUAUAUCACUUUGCAUGUUCCUGACAGCUCAAGUUCUGCCCAAGCUUUAUAUCAUCAGCAAACUCAAAUGAAGAGUCUGUGCAACCUCUCCAAGUCAAAAUCUCUGAUGAACCAAGGGCCCUGUACUGAUCUCUGUGACAUGUCACCAGUAACUGUCUCCCAACCUGCCAGGUGCUCUGACAUCUGACCUCCAGCUCACCUCCACAGUUAACCAUACGUCUCACAAGUCUGGAACUAAGCUCAAGUACAGACUGCAAAUAGCCUGCAGAUCCCUAUGGGAGCGUAGGCUACAGGUAAGCUAAAUUUGGGUCAUUAAUCACUUUAAGAUCCUCAGUUGUUCCUCUCCACUCCUGUCCCAUUUACUGAGUGUUUUGCUGUGAUUAGAGAAAAUGUUUAAUGUCUUGGCCGUUUCUACAUUUUACAUAUUCCCUAUAUAUCUGUGUUUAUAAGUCUUCUAUUUUUUUUGUCGUUUGUUACUGCUUUCUAAACUUUCCUAAUUCUUAGGUUUACCACCCUUUUUGUCAAUGUCUUCUAAUCUCAGCUCUUGAUGGAUCACUUUUCUUGUAUUUUAUGGAAUGUGUAUUUACUGAGAACUUUGAAAUAUUUCUUUAGGUUUUUGCCAUUGUUUCUCAACUGGCGAACCUUUUACUCUAAUUUCUCAAUCCACCUUAACCAAUGCACCCCUUCAUACCAAUAAAAUUGGGUUAAUUCUCACGAAUUUCCACCUGACCUGUGUCUCCCUGAAACUGCAUACAUAAUGGCUGCAGUUAUAAAUUCCUUCCUGUGAGAGUAAUGAUUAACACGGUCUCAUUACACAAAAAAAGUCCAAAACUGAUUAUUCCCUAGUCAACGUCAUUACAAAUUGUUCCAGAAAACAAUCCCAGGUGGGGUCUAUGAAUUAUCCUCAAACUUUUUUUUUUGCUAAUUUUAUUUGCCUAUUCUGUAGAAAAUCCCCCAAUGUUUAUUAUAUUUCCUUUGCUGGAAGGUUUUCUUAUUCAUUGAUCAAUUUUCUUUCCAGUUGUUAGGGGACCUGUAAACACCCCAACUGGGGUCUUAUCCCAUAUUUUCUCUUAUCUCCACCCAUACCGAUUCCACUGGCCAUGAUUGCUCUUCACUACUGCCCUUGUGUUAUCCUUUGUAAUUAAUGCCACUCCAGUGAUGUUGGUCUUUCCUCAAAAUUUGGUUACUGGAAUAUUUAAUUCACAACCUUGGUCACCAUGCAACUGUGUCUCUGGAAUAGUUACUGGAUCAAUCCCCUUUGUUCCUAUUUAUGCCAUUAGGAACUCAUUGGUCUGUUUGUCUCAGUACUACCUUGGUUGUCAUGCUUACUGACCAAGUCAUGGGAGAGAUGGGGUUUCUCCUUUUGCAAAAAAUAUUUCACUGAUAUUAAAAAAAAUCUUUUGAAUUGUCAUCAGCUGCCCAGCAUCAUUAUUGCCCAUGCUAUAUCGUGAGCAUGAUAAACUGGAUGAGGAUUUUUUAUUGGAUUAACAGGAUUAACAGGGUUAACUUGGCAUUAUUGAGCGUAUUAUUGAUAAGAUAACCAGCCUGUUUGACACACACCUCACCAUUUCAGUAAAUCCCUAGCCUUUCAUCUAUCACAGAACAGGUAGGUUGGGUUAUUAACAAUUAUUUGCUUUUCAAAUUUGUUAAGGUAGUUCAGGACAAAUGUAAGAGUUUUCUUUCUUUCAUUACAAAGGACCAAAAGAACACAAAUACAGGUCGAUAUGGUUGGGAAAGGAGGCUGAAGAAUGCAGGUGCAGUGCUUUUUAGUGCUGAGAGAUUGCAAGCAUGCGGCAUCUCAGUGCUGCAAGAAUGCAUUUGCAUUGCACCUUCGAGCUGCUGUGGUGUAGGGCCAUAUUCUCUCUGUUGCAAGAAUACGAGGCAGGUGGUUUGACACUCACUGUGUAACCAUGUUGUAUCGUAUCUGAAGACUGAAUCAAAAUCCUCUGUUGCCUUUGCAUGGGUGAGUAAAGACCACCCACCCCAAACCCUCAAUCAUUCAGCAGGUCCCAUGAUGUCAGUUGGACUUUGGUUGCAUUAUAACUCAAUGGGCUGACAGGACUGGGGUUGUCUAGAAAAAGGAAGAGGGCAGAAUUCCACUGAAUUUUUAGAUCUGCCUUGCCUUGGAUUGAUCCCCUUGCCCGCACCUCCUUUGGGUUGGUGGGGACCACAGACAAGGUGCCAGCUUCCUCCCUACGCAGCCAGACAUUCAGUGCAAAUCUGAAGCUCCUUUUGAUGGGGUUCAGAUGGAAAGUUUAAAACUGAGUUUUCUUCAGGAAAGGUGCUAGUCAGCUAUGACCUAACUGAACAGUGGACAAGCUCGAGAACAUCCUCCUGUUCCAACCCUCUGACAAUCAACAUCCUUCACUACUGAGCAGCCUGAGGCACAUGCCCAUGAGGCUGAGCAGCAGAAUGGGUGAAACAUGACAGGCACUGAGCAGCAAUAGAGGGCACCUGUUCGAAAGAGCAGAGUAGUGACAUAGAAUGGGGCAAUUCAGAAAGAAAGCUGAGAGGGUCUCUGAACUUCCCCAAACCAUCCUCAUUGUCCCCUCCACAACACCCUUUGUACUUAAACCCAUUCCAGACACCUGUACUGCCAACUCCAUAGGAAACAGGAGCAGGGGAAGGCCGAUCAGUACCUCGAACCUGUCCUCCAUUCAGUAAGGUCAUAGCUGAUCCCCUCUUAGCCUCAACUCCACUUUCCCCCUCUCUCCCCAAUCCCCUUGACUCCCUUGCACUUUAAAUGUCUGUUAGUCUCAACACUGAAUAUAUUCAGUGACUCUUCCUCCAGAGAUCUGUGGAGUAGGGAACUGUAAAAGUUCACACCCUCUAAGGGAAGAAAUUCCUCCUCAUCUCCAUCUUAAAUGGGCAACCCUUUAUCCUGAAACUAUGCCCCCUAGUUCUGGAUAACCCCACUGGGGGAAUCCUCCUCUUUAGCACCUGCCCAGUCCAUCCCUCUCAGAAUCUUAUCUUCUAGUAAGAUCCCGUCUCAUUCUUCUAAACUCCAAUGAGUAUUGUCCCAAUCUGUUCGUCCUGACUUCAUCCUGUCAGUAUCCCAGGAACUGAUCUUGUAAAAUUUCUCUGCACUGCCUCCAACAUAAGUAUAUUCUUCACUAAAUAUGAGGACCAAAGCUAUGUGCAGAACAUCAUGUGUGGUCUCACCAACGCCCUGUAAAAUUACAGCAAUGGUUCCCUACUCCAUCCCCCUUGCACUACAGCCCAGCAUUCCAAGAACCUUCCAUAUGACCUGCUGCACCUGCAUCCCAGCCCCUUGUAUGUCAUGCACUGGGGCCCCAGAUCCCUUUUCACCACAACAUUUUGUAGCCUCACUCCAUUUAAAUAAUACUUUUUUUUUCAGUUUUCCCUCCAAAAUGGAUAACCUCUCAUAUUCCCACAUUAUGCUCCAUCUGCCAAGUACUUGCACACUCACUGAACCGCUCCAUAUCCCCUUGCAGACUCUCAUUCUUAUAUUCAAACCCAUUCCCUACCACGCACACCUGCAGCUGCCUGUACUUCAACCCCUUCCUUACCACCCUUAACCCAAUUCUCUGCGUAAAUGUGACGCCAUCUGUAAUUUACUAUGGUUAGUAAAGUCAGACUUCGAAUAUGAUGGAGGAGGGAGAAUCUGACCUUGGGUUAGCCAAAAUAAGUCUCACCUUUGUUGACUGUAGAAUAUUACAAGAAAGAACAAGGACACACAGCCCAUCACCACCCCUGAUUAUUUAUCCGAAGAGCAAUUCAUUUAGUCCCAUUUCCCUUUCUUUCCAUUCAUUGCUGAUCUUUUUCUCCAUCCUACCUACUAGUUUAGAAAGCUAGCACUGAAUCUGUUUUCAUUCUCAGGCAAUGUAUCCCAAAUCUUAUGGACACCAUCAUGCUCAAUUAAAAAUGAUUCUUUCUUCCAAUUAAAACUUCAGCAGGUAUUGGAGACUAUUUUCCCUUCUUUCUUUGACUAGACUGUUCAUGGUUUUAAACAUCUGCAUCAAAUCUCACCUUAGACCUCUCUGCUCUGAGGGAGAACAGCUCAAGUUUCCCAAAUCUCUUUAUAAAAAUAUAAGCCUCAAAAUCAUUCUAGUAAAUUUCUUCUGUACACCCAGAAUUAGUCACAAUAUUCCAAAUGGAGAAGAACAGUGAUUUUAGCCAGAUUUACCACAAUCUUCUGGCCUUUUUACCUUGUAUUUCUGUUGUAAACUUCAAGACCCUGUAGCUUUACCUACUACUUUGUAACUUGUCCCAACUAUGUUCAGACAAUUGUAUAAAUCAUCCCCAGGUGUCUUGCACCCUAUUUAACAAUGCUCCAUUCAGCUUCUUGUUCAUUCCACCAGAAUAUUGCACCUUGUACUUUACUGCACUGAACUUCAUCUGUCACAUAUCUGCUUUCUUGGAGUCUGUUAUCAUCUCCCUCUAUGAUGGUCCUACCUGAAUAGUGACUGUGGCUUCAACUUUCCUGAGCCAGAUUCCUCCUCAAUUUCCUUUAAUCAACCCUCCUCCCAUUAGGUAUUUUUACACUGAUAGGACCUUGGGCUACUGGAAACCUUGCAAUGCAAUGAUCACCAUGUUAAGAUGCUAUUCACACUGCGACUUCUCCAUUACCCUGGCCCAAGUCCAUCAACGGCCAGGUAACCAACUGAACCCAAAAGUUCUCCUGACCACAUUUCAGACAUCUUGAAUGAGUUAUUGUUCUAUCUUUUUUCCUGUAAUAUACACCAAUAAUAGUCUGUAUGGUUCUUCACUCCAGUAAUUCUACCUUUAACUCUUUCAUUCCAUUCCCUCCUCCUAGCACACCUUUCCUGAAAUAAAACUCCUAUCCUUAUUUUUUUUCCCUUUCUGCCUUGUCUGGAUACCUUGGUCCCAAAGACAUUAAGGAUCUAAUCAUCCCCUUUCAUGACCCAGGUCUCAGACAUAUUCUCUGUCCACAUGAAUAUUUGAGCCUGCACUUAAUCAGCUUUCUUCAUCACAAUGUAAAUGAAGUCCAAAGCUGACUUAGACCUCUUGAGUAUUUACUCUGAUUUCACCUGAUUGCAUAUUAUUUCUGACUUUCUUAUCUCCCAUUCCUUGGUUCAAUUUGUUCCUACAUUUCAAUACCAAGUUUCUACCAAAUGAGUUUAAACUUGACUCCAUAGCACUAGUUAAUCUGCAUGUUGUCCUGAACUACCUCCAUUCUUCACUAGUUAUUGUCUUGGUAUUAAUGCUACACUCUCUAUUGUGCAUCUAUGUAAUUGGGCUUAUUCUCAAUUGCCUUUGUCUCAAUUAAUAAAAAGUACUUUAAAUAACUCCAAUGCAUCAGGUAAUGCUCUCUCACACUGUUUCAGACUAACAUCUGUACAUGACAACUGUGAGAUAUCCAGCAUCAGUUCGACCUCAUGGAUAUAUAUAUAAUAUUGGAAAUGCUGUAAUUUGACCUAUGCUCAUGUUAUACAAUGUACUUAAUGAUUAAAAUGCUGGAAUGCAA